GAUCAAGUCUGAGGUCUGCAUUACGUAACCCUCCUCCAUUCGGGAUUUGAUAUCGCUAGAAAAAACUGGAACUGCAAGGAGGUAUUUCUUUGGCUUCUUACGAUACAGGAGCUUUUACACCACCAGUGCAGCCGACGGGAAAACAAAGAGCGCGGCAAAAGAAGAAUGGAACUGGUACAAUGCUCUGAACGAACGAGCGGUCGGAACAAAUGUGGGCAAGCCGUGGCCGACGACGGUGGUGCAAAUUUUGACGCAACAGGCUUUUGCAAAAAGAGCCACGUGGCGUCGACAUUAGACCUUCGAGCACCCCGAGGUCCGCGACCAUGUCUUCGCAUUGUUCAGCAACGAAAAAUUGUGGUGAAGAGCAGAGGGCUUCUACGCUCCCGGAGGAAAUUAUGGCCUCUCGCGCGAAGUCUACUUCUUUGUACGCAAGAGGGCCCCGGACGAGCCACGGCAUCGCGAAGCAAGUUCAUGUUGGUCGCAGCGGCUCUGGUUUCGAUCUUCACUGCGCUGAGCGUUCUGCUCGCGCUUCUGACAACCGUUGCCGACGCGAUUUUUAUCGACUACGACUGCGCUUUCGGGUCCUACACCUACGACUGGACCGCAAUUUACGACAUGAUCAUGAAAGACUUUCUCGGCUCCGGUCGCCAGUCCAUGGAGAUUCCCGCGUUUGUCAGCCAAAAUGUGGUCCAACUGUUGGACAAGGGCAAGCGCGAGUGCCCCCUGGGCGCCAUGCAGAUCGCGCUCAUGUUUUACUACUACACGCUGAGGGACUACGAAAAUUCCAUACUGAAACUCGUUGUCGGGGUGAGACGCGAAAUCCUGAAGUUUAGCAGCGGCACACUGGAUUUGAACCUUGCAAUAUCCGAGAUUCGCGAAGAACUGCGCUCGCUGCAACAAAGCGAAGCAGCAAAACUGUCGUCCGACGCAGCAAGCACUGCUGCAAUACCGGAUGAUGCAACGAGUCUUGCGAACACAACGUUUUUGGCCCCGCAACUGAACCUUCCAACAGAAGAGGAGCUCGACAGAAUUCUCAAGCCGGAGUUCCACCCGAAGAUAAAAAUCAGCAAAACGGUGAUGGCCGAAUCGGUCGAACUCGUGAAGGAGACAACCGUGAAGUUCAAAUUGCCCAACGCGACGACUAUAUCGGUCGUCGCGCCGCAUGUCUGGCGAGAGGCGCUGCUGAACGAGCUGGGUAGAGAACCGAAAGAGAAGGAGCUUUACCUAGACGCACUUGCGUUCAUGCUGCAGUACUUUCAGUCCCGCAACGGGCUGAAGUGGGAAGAUUUUGCCGCCGACGUGCUGAAUUUUGUCGACGCAACUCCCAAAAGAAGUGCAGCUGCGACAAAAAGUACCUCUGAAUCUUCAGAUGCCGCCAAAUCGCUUGCGGGCGGCGAGCACGGCGACGUCGUGUUGAAGCUUUUCUACUACCUGGCGAUGACUCUAGAUCGUUUUUUCGACGUUGUCAACGCCGCUGACUCGCAGCUGCGGCCCGGGAGUCUGAAGGACAAGCUGAAGAUUCUGAUGCUGGUUCUGCAGGAGCUGGGAAAUGUUGACGAGCUGAGUACGCUGGAUUUCGCGCGCCGCGAAAGGCUCUUGUCCGACGUGUUUGUGUACUCCCGUGCGGAUCACAAGGACCUCGCCAAGACCGACACCGGCAUUCCGCUGAAGCACGAGAUGCGGGGGAACACCACGCGCCCCCAGCGGGGGAGCAACUACCACGUUCGGACGCAGCUGCAGGACCCGCAACUGGGGUUUAUCGACAGCGAAUACGAGUGGCUGGUGAACGAGGAGAUCUUGGCAAACCAGGGGAGUUUGGACCCGCAGGAAAUGGAGUGGGUGGAGGUGGACACGUCCAGCCACAUCAAAGCGCCGCCUCUGGUCUUCCGACGGUUGUACCCAAACGUCGACCCCAAUUUUGACCACGAAGCCGGGCUGGCGAACGAAGCAAAAAAAGCGGAGAAGCUUCCGGACUUGAGCUACACGCACUUGAGUUCCGCCCUUCGCUGGUUCUCGAACGACUUCUUGAAGCAGAUGAGCGUCGCGCACCCACUGAUCCAACAGUGCAUCACCGAGAUUUCCUACUAUUCGGACCUGAUCCAGGUCAUGCUGCAGCAAUAUUCGGUCACGAUUCUAGCCGAAUCCCGGUGGCCCAUUUUCGAGGGCUUGACACUGCACCAAUGGAACCACGGAGUAUCAAAAGAGUACUUGUGUACGGAGAUGGGCGACAAAAAAGGGUUGUUGCCCUGGAACGAGGUGCGCGUUCGGCUCGGGGAGUGGUCGCAGGUGAAAAGUUUGAAGAUCCAGUAUCCGGGGAAUGAAGAAAUUGACGAAAUCAACCUGGAGCUGGAGCGGUACACGGCGGAAGUCGUGCAGGCGACCUUGGGAAGUAAAGCCAUGCACGCCCAGUCCGAGGUGGAAUGUCCCUUGGCGUUGAUGCUGGUAGCCUGUAUCGAAAUCUCCAGCGCGGCCAAUCGCUACAGCGAGUACGUGCCGAAUUUCGAAGCCCCGGUGAAUAUGAUGUUCGAGACAUUGAACUGGCAGCGGAUCAGCGCUGCGGGGUGGCCGAUAUGGCAGACGCUGGUGUACUAUUCGGACAUCAACAAGGGAGAAUUUCUCUUCUCGCCCGACAAGAAGUACAGCCGCAAGUUCUUGGACCUCGAUUUGCGCGACAACGAACUGAAUUUGUACGACUACGAAAAUCACCAGUUUGGGGAUCUGCAGGCCCUCCGAACGGCGCCGAGCCUGGGCGCCUGGGGUGGGCACGUGCGCAGCAUUUUACUGCGCAAGCUCGCGGAGCCCGAGUUCCAGCUGCGGCCGAUCUUUGUCAAGGUGCUCAACGCGAUCGCGGUGGCGCUCGGGUUCGAACGGCUGCUGGAAACCGACAGCGACACCGCGGACGCGGGGGAGGUGUACUGCGGAAAUUUUUUCGAGGAGCACUAUUUGAAGGCGCUGGAGGCGCGGGACCGCAUGCGCGCCGCGGGGCCGAACGGGGCCCACGUCGCCUCCUCGCUCGACGCGAAGAUCGCCGGGUAUGAUAAGCUGAUCACGGAAAACAUUCUCGCACGGGACCACAUCAAGCUGCCCGGCGUGAAGAAAGUCGACGGUAGCGUGGCCGUGACCGAUGACCGCAGUCUCGAGCAGCUGGUGGAACCGGAAGUGAAAAACCACCCGCUGCCGGUGAUUUUCCGCGAAGAGGCCAUUCUGGUCGACAAGGGGCCAUUAUUGAAUUACCUGUUCCAGCAGGAGUUCGGCUUGGAGUGCGGGGGGUCCGGCGUCUCCAUGAGCGACUGCGUCCAGGAACGCGGCUGCUGUAUCGCGCGCGCCGAUCCUCGUGCCGCUGCCGCGAAAUCCCGGAGCGCCGAGGAAGCGGCGCAAAGCGGCGACGAGCUGUCGGACCGGCAGAAAAAGCUGAAAGAGUUCCAGCCGAACCAGAGCAAGAAAAACUGGAGCCAGGAGGAGGCGCGGUUCAUCGAGCAGAACCGAGAAGGCGAUUUCAGCGGAACAACCUUGUCGAAGCAGCAUUUGCCACAACCAGUUUGUCUGCAUCACCCGCAGACUCGACUGGUGUUUCCGAUGAGCCAGGGACGACCGCAGUACUCGCCGUUGGGGGCGGUGUACGAGAAAGAGGUACUAAAUUGAUGCGUGGUGAUUUGUUUUGUUUUGAAUACCAGGAUCGAUCAGCGAAUAAAACCUGCGACUCGUGUCAAUGCUCUUCAUUGCUCUUAGUUUCAUCUUCAGCGAAUUCCAGCAGGCGUAUUCCAUUCAUAUCGAACAGCUUUCGGACGGGCGUGCGGGCGUCGACAGCGAGAACAAUCGCGCGGUGACACGCAGCGCCCGGCGACUGGUUCUCGUAACUCUGCUGUACGGCAAGAACUGGUCUGAGGUACUGCCAAUCAUGCUCGGACGGCUCUACGGGCAGCUGCAGAUCACGUAUCCGAUGGUUGUUGUGAGUGUGGGCGAAACCGCCUACACCACAUGUUUGAAAUACCAGACCUACGGCCGCGUGGGGUGCUGGCAACCGAAAACAGAGUCACAGGUAUUUUUGGGGUUUUGCAACGACGGUUUCUUUCGGUUUCGUCCUGUUUUUCCUUUUCGUUCGGGAUGAAAACCUUGCCUGUUCCGUUUCUCUACUAGAAAAUGUUUUUCCACACUACAAAAAAUACCAGGUGCACCGCUUCACGAUUAUCUUCUUUCUGAUGCAGCUCGGUUUGGAAAUUCUGUAUUUCGACAUGGACACGUACGCGGUCCAGGAUUUUAUCACGCCAAUAGUCGAGUACGCUGACCGGGGAAACCACGACAUCCUGUUCCCACAGCAUCCCGACGGGCCCUGCAUCAACAUUGGAUUGUAUUCGGUUUUUUCAUCUACCUCGCGUGUUCCAUGCAGUGUCAAACUGAUUUCGUUUAUAACCAAAGAGCCAGCUGCAGCUCCCAUGAAGACGUUGUUCAUUUCUACAAAAGGUUCUAUUUCCGUCCCACGAUUCUGACGCUGCAAUGGUUCCACGACUUUUUGGAGUGGUAUCACUCGUACCCGUACGAAGUAGACCAGAGAGGCUUGGACGCACUUACCUACGCAAACUCGACGUUGAAGGUCUCGCACCAGCCAAGGAGGGUAGACAUGUCGGUGGCCAGCCCAUACUGGGUAGAAAUGAAAGCUUUUUUUGAUGUUGGUUGUGACAAGCAGUGUGUGUAUGUGUGAUGGAAUAAAAUCCCAAAAAGCAGAAGCGACGAGAAACGUCACUAAAACACGCAAAACAGGUCGACAGCCUGCGCACAUACGUGAUGAUGGCCCCGCGGGGACCGUGGAUGGGGGACCACUACAACGUGAAGUUCAUUCACUGGUUUUCCCGCACGUUUGACGACAAGUGGCCGGAAAUCCAGAUUGCCUACAACGCCGGCGACCGUGCGGCCAACGAGGGCAUGUCGUUGUCGCAGGCGAUGCGCUUGCUGAAGAACCACCCGGAACUCGCCGAGAAAAACGAGAACUUCCGGGACAUCAAAAUGCUCAUGGAUGUCAUGGACAUCUACAAGGUGGACAAAGUACCCGAGAAACCCAAAUGCUGGUAA
Messenger RNA from Amoebophrya sp. A120, 5067 nucleotides. Lineage: Eukaryota; Dinophyceae; Syndiniales; Amoebophryaceae. The record is from the annotation of a GenBank genome assembly.